Molecule: messenger RNA, 1948 nt
Organism: Serinus canaria (Common canary)
Lineage: Eukaryota; Metazoa; Chordata; Aves; Passeriformes; Fringillidae
Product: translation initiation factor IF-2-like
Exons: 4
Coding region: 384-1250 (288 amino acids)
Source: RefSeq, a predicted model, not a curated record
UCACGCUACUAUUUAUAUGAAAUACACAGUGCAUACAUAAACUGGCAUAUUACACUACACAAAGCAGUUAAAAGUAAGUUGUAUCAUAUCAAAAUACUUGUGAUGUAAAAAGCAAAUCUAUAAAUGUGAAAGCCAGUAUUGUUUUAUCAUCUAUAAUAUCGGACGAAUGUGGGGGAAAACGAGGGUGAGCAGCGAGCCCGCAGCAGGCGCAGGGCGGGCAGGGGGACGCGGGCCCUUGACUUUGGCCGGGGUGCUGAUCUCGGCGGGUCGGGGCAGGCCAAGUCCCCGCAGAAGCGGAAGCACUGCGGGAGAAGAGGCGCCCAGAGCCCGCAGCGGGCUCUGCACGCCCUCCCCGCUCCCCGCUGCCGAGCCCCCUCCUCACCAUGUCGCCACCGCUCCCUGGUCCGCGCUGCUGUCGCAGAGUCUGCGACCCGGAACUACUCCCCGGCUACACCCCUUCCCGCCCCCUGCCCCCAAUGCCGAUGGGGCGCUCCGGUAGGGGCUCUGCGGGGUCUUUUCUGGGGGGUCUGGGCAUGAGAGAGGGCCGGAGAAGGGGACGCGGGUCUCACGAGUGGGACCCUGAGCGCCCGCGGGCCCUCCGAGCAGACCGGGGGCCGGACCACGCUCCCACGGGCCGCACCCUCACGGCACCCAAGCCUGCCAAUCCCGGCCCGUCUUUCUCCGCCCUGUCCAAUCACAGCCGCCCUUUCAAUCAGGGCGCGGUCCCGCCAAUCUCAGCCUGCCCAGUCACGGCCCGGCCCCUCUGCCUGGUCCCACUCCCCGGUACUCCUGAGGCGCCGCUCCCGCUCCCGCCGCUUUCGGAGCCGGCGGAGCUGUGUUCCCGCUGCCGCAGCCUCGGCAGGCGCUGUUGGGGCCGGGAAGGGCGGGCGGGAGCUUCCAGUUCAGGUCCUUGCCGGGAUUUCUCCCAGGGAAACGGGCAGAUGGCGGGGAGCGGGCGGUCUCGGCCCCUGCAAUGGCGACGGCGCGAGCAGGGCUUGAGGGGACCGCGGGGGGGUCUCGGAGCCGAGCGCGGCGGGAAUAGGCGGGCUGGGAUUGGUGGGGCCGGCGCUGCCUCGGGUUGUGAUUGGCUGGCUGAUCCGGCCCGGGGCAUAAAUAGCGUGCGUUGGGGCGGUACAGGCGUUAGUUCGGCGGUGAACGUGCGAGUGACUGUUCGGUACGUGCCGAUGUGGGAUUCGAGGAGCGGCGCUGCGCUAGGACUGGACCCCCGCGGCAGCCCGAAGCUGCAGUGAGAAGCAGAAGCAGCUUUUAGCUGCAGGCAGUAAAAAGCAGAGGAGCUGGAGCUGAGGCAGCAGAGCUGGAGGAGACAGAAAUAUGGAAGUAAAGCUGGAAAUGAGGAGUCAAGGCGGUCCACUGGUAUUACACCGAGACCCCCUCAGCAACUGGCCAACAGACCCAGUUCAUCAUGGGAACUGACACUGAGAAAUUGUGUUCAAGUGAUUACAGGGUUUUUUUUUUUUUAAUGUAUUAUUAUGUUGAGUCUUAGUGGUGUUAAUUGUCUUAAAUUAUAUUUUUUUAUACUUUGAGGUAACUUCUUUGUGGGUUUGUGGGUUUUUGCUUGGUUUUUUUUUUUUUGAAACUAAAUAUUAUACAAGUAUUUUUUGGUAAUGAUUUUAGUUAUUUAAUUGUGGUUUAACUGUAAUUUGUGUAAGAGUGCAUACAUUGUAUUUUAAGAAUUUUUUAUAUAUAGGAUGUUUUGAUUUACAAUUUAAAGUUUGUGAGGGAUAAAGUUAGGUAUUAAGAGGUAUGCUAACACGGUAUGUAGAAAAUGGAUUUUUAGGAUUGGUGACCAAUAAACACUGGUUUUGGAUGUGUGGUUUUAGUGUCACUUAUAUGUUUUGUUUUGGUUGUGGAAUUGUUUAUCGUGGGUUUUUUUGCUGUGUUUUAAAUAAGGUUUGACACAGUGAGAGGAAUCUCGUGUGGUUUGUUU